Molecule: messenger RNA, 561 nt
Organism: Phragmites australis (common reed)
Lineage: Eukaryota; Viridiplantae; Streptophyta; Magnoliopsida; Poales; Poaceae
Product: predicted GPI-anchored protein 58
Exons: 2
Coding region: 1-561 (186 amino acids)
Source: RefSeq, a predicted model, not a curated record
AUGGCGCUCUGCGCCAACCGCGAGCACGCGGCGAUCCAGGCGAAGCUCCCGAAGCCGCCUACGGGCGCCACCGAGGUUCGAGAAGUGCCGGCGCCGGCGCCAGCUCCCGAGCCAAGCCGGCCGGCGGAGUCGAGGCAGGCAGACGCGGCGAUGGAGGUGGGGACGGCAGAAGCGGCGGCCGUGUCUGGGACAGCAGACGCGAUGGCAGAGGCGGGGACAGCGGAAGCAGCGGCCGUGAUGGGGCCAGCGGAUGCGGCGGCCGUGACAGGGCCGGCGAACGCGGCGACCGUGACGGGGUUGGUGGAAGCGGUGGCCGAGGCGGGGACGCAGCCGUCGCCCGAGCCCCCGGCGCCAGUCGAACCUACCCCGGGCUUGCCGAGCCUGGGGUGGAUGAUGACGUUGCAAGUUUUGGGGUCCCCGAAUCCCCCAGAGGAGGCACGCGGGGAACCCAGUGCCCAACCGGCGCCCGGCCAACCUGCCGACCCCCUCCCAGUCGCGAUCGAGAGCGUCCGGGUGGCGGUCGAGCGGCUGGGCUCGGCGGUGGACGUGGAGGUGGCGUAG